AUGGCCACAAAUAGCAUCAAGUUGCUCACAGGCAACAGCCAUCCGCAGCUGGCGAAGCUGGUUGCUGAUCGACUGGGCAUUGAGCUUGCAAAGACGUUGAGUCUGAACUACUCGAACCAGGAGACCAGUGUUACAGUCGGUGAGAGCGUGAGAGAUGAAGAUGUCUUCAUCCUCCAAUCUACGGCCCCAGGCGACAUCAACGACGGCCUCAUGGAACUCCUCAUUAUGAUCAACGCUUGCAAGACGGCUUCCGCACGGCGCAUCACCGCUGUCAUCCCCAACUUCCCUUACGCCCGGCAGGACAAGAAGGACAAGUCGCGGGCUCCCAUCUCUGCGAAGCUCAUCGCCAAUAUGCUGCAGACGGCGGGCUGCAACCAUGUCAUCACGAUGGAUCUGCAUGCCAGCCAGAUCCAGGGCUUCUUCAAUGUGCCGGUGGACAAUCUGUACGCGGAGCCCAGUACGCUGCGGUGGAUUCGAGAGAAUUUGAAUGUCAUGGAGUGCGUGGUUGUCAGUCCGGAUGCGGGGGGUGCUAAGCGAGCAACCUCGAUCGCCGACCGCCUCGACCUCGGCUUCGCCCUCAUCCACAAGGAGCGCGCGCGGCCUAACGAAGUCUCGCGCAUGGUGCUGGUCGGCGACGUCGAGAACAAGACGUGCAUCCUCGUCGACGACAUGGCCGACACGUGCGGCACACUUGCGAAGGCGGCCGAGACGCUGAUGCAGCACAAGGCCAAGGAGGUCGUGGCCAUUGUCACGCAUGGCAUCCUGUCCGGCAACGCGGUCGAGAUUAUCAACAAGAGCCAGCUGAGCCGGGUGGUCGUGACGAACACGGUGCCGCUGGGCGAGAAGCUCGAGCGCUGCGAUCGCUUGAGGGUCAUGGAUAUCAGUCCUACGCUAGCGGAGGCGAUCCGGCGGACGCACAACGGGGAGAGUGUCAGUUUUCUCUUCACGCACGCGCCGACGGAUUAG
Molecule: messenger RNA, 966 nt
Organism: Drepanopeziza brunnea f. sp. 'multigermtubi' MB_m1
Lineage: Eukaryota; Fungi; Ascomycota; Leotiomycetes; Helotiales; Drepanopezizaceae
Biological process (GO): 5-phosphoribose 1-diphosphate biosynthetic process; ribonucleoside monophosphate biosynthetic process; purine nucleotide biosynthetic process
Cellular component (GO): cytoplasm; ribose phosphate diphosphokinase complex
Molecular function (GO): magnesium ion binding; ribose phosphate diphosphokinase activity
Source: RefSeq, a predicted model, not a curated record